Messenger RNA from Canariomyces notabilis, 1720 nucleotides. RefSeq lists its product as uncharacterized. The transcript is spliced from 4 exons. NCBI's taxonomy places the organism in Eukaryota, Fungi, Ascomycota, Sordariomycetes, Sordariales, Chaetomiaceae. Bases 141 to 1544 code for a protein of 467 amino acids. The record is from RefSeq and is a predicted model, not a curated record.
GCAGCCUUCGCCAGGCAGGUCUGAGGCGGGGGCGCAUGCCGCAGAGGUCCCGGACCAGGGCCGGGCGUCGCCGUCGCCGUCGUCACCGUCGUCAGAAGGGUGGAAUGCAAACCGUUUUGCCGAGUCUGUGACUGUGGUGGAUGAGCGCAGGCGCUCGCCGGGCGGUGGGGCAAGUAGUGAGCUGGGGGGAAGUGUCGCCGGGGAGGAUGCUGAUGAUGAGCGUGAGGUUGACCGGGAUGGUGAUGGAGAUGGAGAUGGCAGGAAUAGGUUCAAGCCUGGGGUUAGGGCCGCGGUGGAUACGGAGAGUGAGGGUGAGGGUGAGGGUGAUGGUGUUGAGGGAGGAGGAUGCCGAUGUGGACGCGCCCAGUGAGUGUGAGGCAGGGGAUGUUCAAACGGGUGCAUUUGCAGAUGACGCUCAGCCUGAUGACCCCUCACCCGACGACAGGCUCGAGCUUAUGGAGCGGCUCUGUGGUCUGGUGGAAAGGCUCUCUGUUAGUAGGCUCGGGGGCGAGCUAGAGAUGGAGCUCAUUGACGUCUUGCAUGCCAAGGUGGAUGAGAUGGAGGAGGUCUUAUGGAUGGCCGAGGACGUCAGCCGUGCAGAGGCUGCGGCGCAGGCGGAGGCGGAAGCGGAAGCGGAAGCGGAAAUGGAGGUGGAAGCAGACGCAGACGCAGACGCAGACGCAAAUCGGAAUGCGGAUGCAGAUGCUGCAUCAGCAACAGCAGAAGUGCAAGCACAAGCGGAAAAGGCACGGUCUGAGCCAGGAUCAGAAAGCGAAGACAAGACCGCGGAAGGGACGCCAGCCAUAGAGAGCGGAGAGUUGUCAGGCACGCUGCCACAGCUGUCCCUGCCACGGCGUACCGAGCAGUAUGUUUUUGACUUGGGCACUACGCCCUCUUGGCUCGCGGCGCCGAUGAUGAUGGCGUCGCAGCUGUCGAUUUCGCCGACACGUUCACCCCCGGAGCUCGCAGCGGCAACGAACCAGGCGCUGGAAGCGGCCAAGCAGGCUGCCCAAGCCCAGGCCGAGGCCGCUGAGCGCGUGGCGGUGGAAGCCCAGAAGGUCAGUUCCAAGCUGGAGAAGGUGGUCAAGAGUCUUGUGGCUAGAAAGGAAGAGUCGGAUCACCUUCACUCAAUGCUUGUCGAGCGAGCCGAAGCGGCCGCAUCCCGGAUCCUUGAUCUCGAAAAGGAGGUGACCGAUUUAGAAGAUGAUAUCCUCGCCAACGAAUCCGAGCUGCGGCACCUCCGGCUCGAGAUCCGCGCCAUCGAGACGCUCUGCCACGAAUUCGUCCCGAUCGAGGCCGACCCGGUGCUGUUUGAGAGCAUCGAGAACUGGAAGGCCGACUGGGUCCUGGUCAGGGACCGGAUGCUGGAGCGCAAGAAGGGGCGCAAGGACCGGCGGCUGCGGCUGCAUCGCGCGGGAUCCUUGCUCGAUGCCAAUGCAGUGGCAGACGACGGCGGGGACGGUGAGUCGACGCUUACGAGCUUGGGGGGCUUGUCCAUGUCUGUUUCGAUGUUUGGGAUCAAGAGUUCUCCGCGAAAGGGAUGAGUGAUGAUGAGUUGAUGAAAUGAGGAUGUGAUCGGGCGAUGAAGGAGAGGCAGAACUCGCCAUUCUCAUUUUGUUUUGCUUUUUGGGUCCGGUUCAUUGAAUGCAUCGGUCACAUCUGGUAGCAUUGACGAUACCCAGGAGUACAUACACACAGCACGGCUGGCAUUGCAUGGCAC